Molecule: messenger RNA, 1702 nt
Organism: Durio zibethinus
Lineage: Eukaryota; Viridiplantae; Streptophyta; Magnoliopsida; Malvales; Malvaceae
Product: germin-like protein subfamily 1 member 14
Molecular function (GO): manganese ion binding
Source: RefSeq, a predicted model, not a curated record
CUUUACCUGCUAGUUAAGAAAAAUAGUGACCAGGUCAUUGGUUUCCAUCUAUAAAUAGGUCUGUCUGUCAUGCAAAGUUUCUCACUCUUCACAGAAGAAAUAUUAAACAACCAGCUAACUUUGGAGUAAACAUUGCUAUUUUGCUGGUAUAUCAUAAUGAAAGGAAGUAACUCUUUCCUUGUUGCUUUUGCCCUCUUGGGCUUUGCUUGCUCAUUAGCCUCAGCCUUUGACCCUGAUCCUCUCCAGGACUUUUGUGUGGCUCUCAAGGACACCGAAAAUGGUGUGUUUGUAAAUGGGAAGUUCUGUAAGGACCCAAAGCUCGCAGAAGCAGAUGAUUUCUUCUUUUCAGGCCUCAGCAAGCCAGGAAACACAUCAAAUCUAGUUGGAUCAAAUGUCACCACUGUCAAUGUUGACCAAAUACCAGGACUUAACACUCUUGGCAUAUCUUUGGCAAGACUUGACUUUGCACCUUAUGGUGGCCUUAACCCUCCUCACAUUCACCCUCGAGGAACUGAGAUCCUAGUUGUUGUGGAGGGCACACUUUAUGUUGGCUUUGUUACAUCCAACCCAGAUAACCGUCUCUUCACUAAAAUCCUUAAUCCUGGAGAUGUUUUUGUUUUCCCAAUUGGGUUGAUUCACUUCCAGUUCAAUAUAGGGCAAACUAAGGCAGUUGCCUUUGCUGGUCUCGGCAGCCAAAAUGCUGGGGUUAUCACUAUUGCUAAUGCAGUCUUUGGCUCAAACCCACCAAUCAAUCCGGAUGUUCUCACAAAGGCCUUCCAGUUGGACAAGAAUGUGGUUACCUAUCUUCAGUCCCGGUUCUAGUCAGAUUAACAAGUUACUUAAGAGCCAAAAUAAAACCCCAUAAGUUUGUUGUUUGUUUUAAAUAAUGUUUCCAUACAUUUUCCUCAUUAAAGUCAUACUAUUAUUCUUAGUAUCAUGCAAUAAACAGGUUGGUUGAUAAUGUACCUCCCCAGAGUCCAGUCUCCUCUCUCCUUGUGAUCAUUCUGUGUGUGGAAAUUGGAAUAUAUAGUGCAAUUUUCACUCUCUCUCCUGCUCUUGUGCGAACAUGUAUGCUUAUAUGUGUAUGCCAGGUCCAAAGCAGGACAUAAUUCUCACUCAAAUGUGCAGAAAUUGUACACAACUGCUUCAUUUAUGUUGCUUUUAGAAAACAGAUCAAGUAACUUUCAAGCAUUAAACCUUUUGUUCAUUUGCAAGUCUCAACACAUAUAACAAAAAUAAGAGGUUAAUUAUCAAAUGGUGUCUAAGGUAAGCAAUGAAUAGUGACAAACAAUGUCCAAGAGGUGGAGAUUUGGACAACUUGAUUGUUUAUGAUUGUAAUCUCACAAAUCAGUUUAUUACAGCAUAAAAAGACUUGAGAUGAAUUUGCUGAUUUUUGGGGUUAGGUCAAUUUCAUAUUCAAUACUCCAGACACUGCCUUCCCCUGCAAGAUACACACAAAAGCUACAAUGAUAAUUCUGAAGGUGGAAUUCUGUUAAAUAAGUUUGCAUGGCUUUGAUUGAAUUUAAUCAUGUCCAAUAUAAAUAGCCCUCACAUUAUAAUGUAAGUUGGAAGACAUGUAAAAAAGGGUUGUUGAGGAGCAGAACUUUCUCUCAGUUGCUUAUAGAUGGAAUUAGAUAUUGAACAGCGUUGUAUAAGACUACACCAAAUCUGUCACUGUCUUGAUAUAUUAAGUGCAAAUGUA